This is a messenger RNA of Poecilia latipinna (sailfin molly), 3144 nucleotides long. RefSeq names its product mucolipin TRP cation channel 1a (gene mcoln1a). Gene Ontology annotation, cellular component: lysosomal membrane; plasma membrane. The record is from RefSeq and is a predicted model, not a curated record. Gene Ontology annotation, molecular function: NAADP-sensitive calcium-release channel activity. Lineage: Eukaryota; Metazoa; Chordata; Actinopteri; Cyprinodontiformes; Poeciliidae. The coding region runs from base 1 to 1824 and encodes 607 amino acids. The transcript has 14 exons.
AUGUACGCUGACAUUUUGUUUCUGAAAAUCCAAACAUGUGAACAUAUAACAGUAAAGUGGCUCUUACAUUGCAUUUCUUUUGCCCCAGCAGAGCAUACAGGCCUGUUCUCCUCAGUGACCCACUAUGGCUCCACAGAAAACUGCAGUGACCAUCAAGCAAACAGCAACGACAGCAACUGCAACAAGCAGAACUUAUCCACGGCGGCAGCAGGUCACUGGGUCGAGGCCGAUCCAGAGGAGGAGGCCAUUCGCAGGAAGCUGAAGUACUUCUUCAUGAGUCCAUGUGAUAAAUAUCACGCCAAAGGACGCAAACCCUUCAAGCUGGUCCUGCAGGUGCUGAAGAUAUUUGUUGUCACAGCUCAGUUAAUAGUGUUUGGCAUCAGUAACCAGGUGGCCGUUACCUUCAAGGAGGAGAACACAAUGACAUUCAAGCAUCUCUUCCUCAAAGACUACGAUCAAUCCUCAGAUGACUCCUUCGCUGUUUACACCCAGCAGGACGUGUACGACCACAUGUUUUAUGCGAUAGAAAAGUAUCUCACCUUACCAGAUAACACAGUAGGGCGCUACGCCUACGUCUACCACGUCGGAGUGAACGACAGCGCCCUCUCCCUCUGCCAACAGUACUACAAGAAGGGGCAGAUCGAUCCAGCCAAUGACACGUUCAGCAUAGACCCUCGCAUUGUCACAGACUGCAUCGGCGUGAAUCCUAUGUCCGUCCCCCACAAUCAGCUCACCAGCAGCUACAAGAACUUCACACUCAAGUUCCACAAGUUGAUUAAUGUAACCAUACAGUUCCAACUGAAGGCCAUCAACAUACAAACUAUUAUCAACAAUGAGAUCCCUGACUGCUACACUUUUCACAUUACAAUAGUGAUGGACAACAAGGCUCACAGUGGAAAAGUGAAGAUCUGGUUGGAAAACAAGGCGAUGAUGAGGGAAUGUAAAGACCCAAGUGUCUCUGGCCAUGCUGAGAGUUUCACGCGUGUGACGUUCGACGUGAUCGUUUGUCUGAUGUGCCUGCUGUCUCUGCUCCUAUGUGGACGCUCCCUGCUGCGAGGCAUCAUCCUGCAGCAGGAGUUUGUUAAGUACUUCAAGGAUACUCUGGAUCGUAAAGUGUGCUGGGCGGAUCGGCUUGAGUUUAUCAACGGCUGGUAUAUUCUUCUCAUCAUCAGCGACAUCUUCACCAUCACAGGCAGCAUCAUCAAAAUCUGCAUCGAAUCAAAGACUACGUCGUCCUAUGACAUCUGUGCCAUCCUGCUGGGGACCUCCACCCUUUUGGUGUGGGUGGGAGUCAUUCGCUACCUCACGUUUUUCCAAAAGUACAACAUCCUCAUCAUCACACUUCGAGUUGCGUUCCCCAAUGUGAUUCGCUUCUGCUGCUGCGUAGCCGUCAUCUAUCUGGGUUACUGCUUCUGUGGCUGGAUCGUGCUCGGACCGUACCACGUCAAGUUUCGCUCUCUGUCGAUGGUGUCGGAGUGCCUGUUCUCCCUCAUUAAUGGGGACGACAUGUUUGUGACGUUCUCGGAGAUGCAGGAGAGCAGCACUCUGGUUUGGGCGUUCAGCCAGAUCUACCUCUACACCUUCAUCUCCCUGUUCAUCUACAUGGUCCUGUCUCUGUUCAUCGCUCUCAUCACUGGAGCCUACGAGACCAUUAAGCACCAAACCCAGGAACCGAUCCACAUCACAGACCUGCACGCCUUCAUAGCCGAGUGUACAGAUGCACCAACGUCUGGCAAGUUCAGGGGAGUGGAGACGUCUCCCUGCUCCUUCUUCUGCUGCUGUGACAGAACAACAACAUAUGAAGACGUCCUGCUGGUGAACUGAGGAUGAACUUAUUAAGCUGAGUGCUCACCAGCCCCCCCUGCUGUCCAGCCGUGUGUAUUGCACACAUGUGGGCCAAACAGUCGGUACUGAAGGAGGAGUCUGGAUCUACUGAAGGAUCUACUCUCUUCCUGCUGGCACUUUGUGUUUGUUGAGAACUGAAGGACUGAACCUUUCUAAAUGAGCAUUACAGUGUAGCAUCGCUGACGACUACUGCACAAACAUUUCUGUUAGUUUUUAUUGUUUUUAGAACAAAAGUCAGUAUUUUUUUCUCUGUGAUUCUGCAUUGCUGAUACAGAAGCAGCACAAACUGCUGGUGCAGAAAUGUUACGGAAACUGUUUUUUUAUGUUCCUUUACUUGAUUUUUUUAAAUAUAUAUAUUUUAGAAAAUGUCAGAUUGAAGACAAUAACAGGUCCAGUUUUAUUUUGUAAAAUUCAUGAGAUGUAUAACUAAAAUGAAGACAACAAAGCUUCUGUGUAGAAGCUUUAUUUCUUAUGAAUUAUGAUCAGAAUGAUGCAGAUUCAGUAUAAUUUUUCUACAGCAUUUCCUGUUGCAGGACAGUGUGUGUACCAUGUGUUGCAGACACACUCACUCCACAGUCAGACUGUGUUGCAGUUGGUUUGUCCUCCAAAGCACUCCAAAGUGUGCACUUUUCUUUUAAAUGAUGCCAAAACACUAUGGAGACUGUGAUACUCCAUUAUAUGUAAGUUAAAAUGUUUGCAAAUCCCCUCCACCCUCAUCGCUGUAGAGAGAGAGACAACACUGAUGGCCAUUAAGAAAUCGGAUCUGACUUGAGUAGCCGGACUCUGGUUAGGAAACAAUGAUGAAAAACGAUGGCUAAUAAUGGCUUCUCAUUGUGACUCAGUUCUUUCCCGUUAACAUAAAGCUGUCUUGUCUAAAACAGUUGCUCUGUUGGAGUCCUGAACUAACAAGAUUUCUUUUUUUCUUGUACGCACAAAAGUUUGAAGAGUCUCAGGAUGAAGACUCCUGGUCCAAAAAAAGGACUGAAGUGUUUCCUCUCGUGUUCAACAUAUCAGCUGAAUCAUUUUUUAAGUUAAUUGUGCUGUACUAUAAUAGAUUUUAAAAGUGCCUGUUUUAUCAGUGACUUUAAAUUAAGGCUCCAUUACUGUCUUAUUGCUAAGAAGUGUUUCUGCUUGACUUCAGUGUUUUAUGUUGAGUUUUGGUGUUGAUGUGCCUGUACUGUACCUCAGAUAAACACUGUGUGAAUUGAUGUUCAGUCAUCUGCUUUGUGUCAUUUACAGUAUCUAUUGAUCACCGUUCAGUUCCUCAAUUAUGAAUUAAACUUUCUGGGUCACCUGUGA